AUGCAUUCCUCAAAAGAAAAAAUAUGUCAUAAAGAGGACGGACCAAGCACGAACGUUGAUAAUGCAGAGAAUGAAAAUGAUGUAGAUAAUGCAGAAAAUGAAAAAAAUAAAAAUAACGAACUUGAUGUAGAUAAUGCAGAAGAUGCAGAAAAUGCAGAAAAUGAAAAUGAUGUAGAUAAUACAGAAAAUGAAAAAAAUAAAAAUAACGAACUUGAUGCAGAAAAUGCAGAAAAUGAAAAUAACGAACUUGAUGUAGAUAAUGCAGAAAAUGCAGAAGAUGGUAAAGAAACGAAGAAAAGGUCGAGACAAAAUGAUGAUAAGGACAUAAAUGAUUUAGGCCCUAAAAAAAUAAAACAAACAGAUAUUUCAGAAGAAGAUAACCAAAACGGUAUGGAGGAAAAGUGUGAUAAGCUUAAUAUUAUUGAUCAAAAUGAAAUGCAAACAAAAGGGGAGGAUGAUCAAACUGAAAUACAAACAAAAGGGGAGGAUGAUCAAAAUGAAAUGCAAACAAAAGGGGAGGAUGAUCAAAAUGAAAUGCAAACAAAAGGGGAGGGUGAUCAAAAUGAAAUGCAAACAAAAGGGGAGGAUGAUAAAAAUGGAGAGGGCGAAAAAAGUAUCAAUUAUAAAAAUUGUGCCAUAUCUAAUAAAAAAAGUGAAAAAGAAAAUUUUUACAGUGAACAAAAAUUUGAAGAUUUAGAUAUUUGUGAUGCUUUAAAAAAAGGACUAAAAGAAUUAAAUUUUAUUACAUUAACAGAAAUACAAUCAAAAUGUAUUCCACAUUUUUUAAAUGGAAAAGAUAUAUUAGGGGCAGCUAAAACUGGAUCCGGAAAAACAUUAGCAUUUCUAGUUCCUUCAAUUCAUAUAUUAUAUAAUAUAAAAUUCUUACCUAAAAAUGGAACAGGUGUAUUAAUAAUAUCCCCAACAAGAGAAUUAUGCUUACAAAUAUAUCAAGUGUGUACAGAUUUAUGUAAAUAUAUACCUCAAACAAAUGGUAUAAUAAUAGGGGGGGUAAGUAGAAAUGAAGAAAAAAAAAAAUUUAUACAUGGGAUAAAUAUUUUGAUAGCAACUCCAGGACGAUUAUUAGAUCAUAUGCAAAAUACUAAAGAGUUUAACUACAAAAAUUUAGUAUGCUUAAUUAUAGAUGAAGCUGAUAGAUUGCUUCAAAUAGGGUUUGAAGAAGAAAUUAAUUUAAUUGUAAAAAGGUUACCAAAAAAAAGACAAACAGCUUUAUUUUCAGCAACACAAACAACAAAAGUAGAAAGCUUAAUUAGACUAUCUUUGCAAAAACCUAUAUUUAUAGAAGUUACUACAAAAAUUGCAACAGUCGAAAGAUUACAACAAGGUUAUGCAUUAGUAGACGAAGAUAAAAGAUUCCUUUUAUUAUUUACUUUUUUAAAAAGAAAUACUUCAAAAAAAAUAAUGGUUUUUUUUAAUAAUUGUAUGUCUGUUCAAUUUUACAAUGAUUUAUUAAAUUAUAUUGAUAUACCAACUUUUUGUAUACAUGGAAAAAAAAAACAAAAUCAGCGAUUAAAAAGCUUUAAUGAAUUCUCUGCUGCAAAAAAUGCUAUUUUAUUAUGUACAAAUGUUGCAGCAAGAGGAUUAGAUAUACCAAAUGUUAAUUAUAUUAUUCAAUAUGACCCUCCUGAUGAUUCAAAAGAAUAUAUACAUAGAGUAGGACGAACAUGCAGAGGAAAUGAUUCUGCUGGAUCAGCUAUUAUUUUUUUAAUGAAACAUGAGCUUAAAUUUUUAAAUUAUUUAAAAUUUUAUAAUAUACCAGUCAAUCAAUUUUCCUAUGAUCAAAAAAAACUCAUAAAUAUACAAUCACAAAUGGAAUCGAUUGUUACAAAAAAUUUCCACCUUCAUAAAAUGGCACGCGAGGCCUUUAAAUCGUACUUAAAUGGAUAUGUGACUUACGCAUUGAAAGAUGUCUUCGAUAUAAAUAAUCUGAAUUUGAUGCUAACAUCCAAAAACUUUGGAUUGGAUACCCCACCAAAAGUUGAUUUAAAUUUAAAAUUUAAUGUCAAAAAAAAAAAGUUUAAAUAG
Messenger RNA from Plasmodium yoelii, 2043 nucleotides. RefSeq names its product ATP-dependent RNA helicase HAS1, putative. Gene Ontology annotation, cellular component: nucleolus. Lineage: Eukaryota; Apicomplexa; Aconoidasida; Haemosporida; Plasmodiidae. The record is from RefSeq and is a predicted model, not a curated record. Gene Ontology annotation, biological process: maturation of LSU-rRNA from tricistronic rRNA transcript (SSU-rRNA, 5.8S rRNA, LSU-rRNA). The transcript has 2 exons. The coding region runs from base 1 to 2043 and encodes 680 amino acids. Gene Ontology annotation, molecular function: ATP binding; RNA helicase activity; nucleic acid binding.